CAGAGAUCUACCGCGGAGAAAAGCCCGCUCAGUACCACAUUGUCGCUAGAGCGGUUUGGAGUACGUGCGCGCGCGUGUUACGUCGUCUUAUCAUAGCGCCCAGUUGGUGAACACAAAGUGGUAAAACCUCGUCGUAGGUUUCGAUGAUCUAAAAGUGAUCGGUAAUUCGUCGGUAUCUUAUUACCCAAUUUGGGUAGUUCAAAGGUAUCGAAAAGUAACGUUGCGAAGAGCUAACAGCGACUCAACUGACGGAGGUAAAAGCUAUCAGGCUCCGGUCUGGCAGAGGAAUUCGCUUCUCUCACCCACAACAUCCAUCUCACAUUGCGCUGGGAAGCAGAAAGUGCAGCAACCAUCAGUCAGUCGGUCGGUGUGGAACCGCGUGGUCCCCAGAAGCAGUCUCGAAGCCUUCGUUCGGUAUGGCAUCAAUCAGAAGAGCAUCAUCAUCAUCUUCCUCGUGGUACCUCGUGGUGACAAUUACCCUAGUGCUGAUAGUGCUGACAAUUUGCGGUGAAAUUCAAUCGACAGCAGCCGCUGCUUUGGAGGAUGCGCAGUCUUUCGCAGUGGAGGAUCGUUCGGACGGCGAGAUCUCGGAGCCGAGAACAUUUGGCCGGAUACGAAUGCUCAAGAACGUAAUGCUGCCUGUGAUGUUUCUGCUAGGUGGCGUCAAAACUCUUCUGAUAUUCCUAGUAGCCAUCUCCCUGAAGACGCUCUUCAUUGCCGCGUCUAUCUUCAUAGUAAACCUCAGCCUGGGAUUGGCCAAAGUGAUCAACUUCUUCAAGCAUGGCUACGGAGGUCAUCACGUGAAAGAAGGUUGGUCUCCUGGGCUAGAGAAAAAUAUCCACAUUCACAUCCACUCGGAUCCAAGUCAUCAACUGGCCCUGGAAGGGCCUCCACCCUCUCUCUCUUCAGUCCACAGCAGUGCCUCCCCGACCAUCCACAGCGGUGUCUGGAGUCCGUACUCCAGGAGUGACGUCAUCGAGCCGAUCUACACUUCUCCGGCGCAAAUCAACCCGUACAGCAAGUUCUACGGAUUACCCACGGCACUGACCAAACAGCAGACUCUGCCGUAUUCCGGCUGGCAGCAAACCAGUAGGAAGCUUCAGAGUUGAAUACACAAUUUGAUAUCAAAGAUUUUUUAGGGGGUACUAAUACCAAAAUAACCAAUCGAAAUUUAGACUGCGGUGAGCGGACAAUGCGAGAUUAGGAUGCAUGUAGAGAUGAGAUUCAUCACAGGUUUAAGUUAUUUAUUUCACUCAAGAAGGUGGCGACUUUUUUGCCCCCCUCUUGAGCAGCUUAGCUCAGUAAGAUUUCCAAUUAAGACUUGACGAAUUUGCAAGCGAAAAACAGUGUUAGGAUAAUUAGACGUUAAUUGACCACACGGAGGAAGAAGUUUUUGUACGAUUCAGCAAAUAGCGUGUGUGAGUUAAAAGUAAAAGUGAAGAGGCAGCCCUAUGCUGCUGGCAUAGCACAUACCAAAUGGGCGAUUUAACGGAUGCGCGAGCGCUAACUUAACUAUUUGUAGUGAAAAUAAAGAAGCUCUAAACUCAUGUAAAUUACCGAAUCAAAAA
Molecule: messenger RNA, 1568 nt
Organism: Armigeres subalbatus
Lineage: Eukaryota; Metazoa; Arthropoda; Insecta; Diptera; Culicidae
Exons: 3
Coding region: 417-1109 (230 amino acids)
Source: RefSeq, a predicted model, not a curated record